Molecule: messenger RNA, 3532 nt
Organism: Sardina pilchardus (European sardine)
Lineage: Eukaryota; Metazoa; Chordata; Actinopteri; Clupeiformes; Clupeidae
Gene: tprg1l
Product: tumor protein p63 regulated 1-like
Exons: 6
Coding region: 175-1026 (283 amino acids)
Cellular component (GO): cytoplasm
Source: RefSeq, a predicted model, not a curated record
ACAGCGCGGAGAGAAAAUAACAUCAACAUCCUUUUUAACAGCGUGACGGACAGGCCAAGCCUCUGCGAAUGUGACCGUGAUGUUAUUACUUCUUCGAGUACUGUAACGCAGUACGCUUCAUCUGUUUCCUAUUGGUAAAUCACCUAAGGAUCACCUGGGGUUACAUUGAAUGAGAUGCUUCAGCUGAAUGACUCGGUGGAGCCGGAGAGCCCCGGUGCUGCGGUACUCCACGCCAUCGACGGUGAGGUUGAGGAUGGGGUGGAGGUAGCCUUCACGCCGCCAGGGGCCGUAGCUAGCCGGGGUUUUGGUUCAGCUGUCGCCUGCUGCUCCCCUUUGCAAACACUUAAGCCUUUCCAUGUUCACAACCCAACGAUGCAAGCGAAAGUCAAAGAUUACUUCGUGUUCAGGCCGGGGACCAUCGAGCAGGCGGUGAACGACAUCCGGACGGUGGCCUUACCAUCGGAAGACGGGGAAGUGCUCAGCGUUUGGCUGCUAGCAGAAAUUGACCAUUGGAACAAUGAAAAGGAGAGGCUUGUGCUUAUCACUGAAAGGUCUUUGCUGGUGUGCAAGUACGACUUCAUCAACCUGCUCUGCCAGCAGGUGGUCCGAAUCUCUCUCAAUGCGGUGGACACCAUCUCUGUGGGCGAGUUUGAGUUUCCCCCCAAAUCACUCAACAAGAGAGAGGGCAUUGGUGUGCGUGUGCAGUGGGACAAGCGUCCACGUCCCUCCUUUGUGAACCGGUGGAACCCCUGGUCUACUGACGUGCCCUACUCCACCUUCUCUGAGCACACCAUGGCCCGCGCAGACGAGAAAGUCGCCUCACUCUGCCAGCUGGAGAACUUCAAGACUCAGCUGAUCCAGGCAGUGAAGAAGGCCCAUAAGGAGCAUCCCAUCCCGGGCCGCUCCAACGGGGUGCUGCUGCUGGAGCGCCCCCUAGUGAUCGAGACCUACCUGGGCAUCAUGUCCUUCAUCAAUAACGAGGCCAAGCUGGGCUACUCCAUGACCCGCGGCAAGAUCGGCUUCUGAGUGACGCCCCUCUUCCAGCCCCGAAACCCCCUCCUCCAGCCCCAGCUCCCGAAGCCUGGCCUUCUCUUAAGGCUUCUGGGCUUUUGUUUGUUUUGUUGGUUUGUUUCUGUUGUCACUGUUGUUUACUUUUGUUAAAUCUGCUUAGCGCAACUUUUUUUGUUGUUGUUUUCCUGCUGCACUGCCUUUGCUGAUUGGCUGUUUGACGUGCGUGGUAGAGGGUGUUUUUUUGAUUGGGUGUCUCAGGCUUUGGUUGCUGCUCCAGGAUCAGCUGUCUGCCUCUCAACGUGGCUGGUGAGGCCACGAAAGGAAAGGCCAAAGGUGAGACAGGCAGACUGUUCCCAGAGCAGUGAUUGCGGUGUGAUGCUUCAUGAAUGCGCGCCCCCUCAUUCAAACACGCUGAAAAACCACCAGGCCAUUGUUUGUGUUUCUUUUCGGCCGAUCUCCAAAGGGCCUAGGAAUGUCCCUGCAAACACACACAAAUCUCCAGACACACACACACACACACACACACACACACACACACCACCUGUGACUUAGUUACGCUGAAAAGUGUAGCUCAGGGAGUCCGCCAAUCAAUACUCACCAAUGCCACAGAGCCAGUCCCCUCUGUCAUCAUUACUGGGGUCCAUGCCAUUCUAACCUUCCACUGUUGCCAUGGGACUGGUGAAUGCUUUUGAGCAAGUUAGCUGUGAGCCUUGUUCUUUUGAUGUGUGUGUUUAUGAACAUCGCAGUGUCUUCUGCAUGUCUGCCGGACAAAAUCUUUGGAAUGACAAACCAUGACUGAUGCUGCUUUAACACAUAGGUCGUAGCCUUUUCCAUAAAUAGCAACUCGAGCUCGAGUCUGAGACUUCCCCAGUGCCAGUUCCGUUGCAUGACUGGUGUGUUUGUGUCCGCAUUUGGAAGCGCUCCGAAUCUGCCGUGGGGGUUAUGGGAAGCGUCUUGCCCAAGGCUGUGCCUCUCCGCUGGGAGAGCAGACUCCCGAGCUUCCCCUGCCUCCUCCAUCAAGUUAAAUGUGGCCCUUGUUCGACGUCUGAGAGCGGCUAUGUUUGUUUGUGUUGUUCCCCCUUCUGCCGUGGCUCCAGGAUACGAUCAGAAAGGACACAAACACAUCAACUGAAUGCAUAUGUGUGUGUGUGCUUAAUGUGUGCAGGGUUUCCUAAGGACAGUGGGGAAGGGGUCGUGGCCAUUACAGGCUGAUGGAGAUAUCAAGUAACAAUGAUAAUGUGUUAGGCUCGGACUGAGAUCCCUUUCUCUUGGCUAGGGUGUGGGAAACGCGAUGAAUGGUGCAUAACGAAACUGAUAAAUGUUCCGAUGUGUUUCAGUAGAGGAUUUCAUACUCUCAGUUGGCCUAUGGAUACUUCACCAGAUAUUUUGCCCUUACUGGUUUCCUGUAAAUGCAGGCCCAGAUAUUUAAGCCUAAAGGUUGAUAUCCUUUGUUGUGAGAGGUUUUUUAAAUCUUGUUGACUUUCUUACUAAGGUGAAUGCUUUACAGUAGUAAUAUGUCAAGGUGUGUAAGGUUUUGUUAGCUGCCAUUGUAAACAGACAGUGCACGUCACUAAGGCCUUAGGAUCCAGGUUCAUCUUGCAGCCUGUAGCUGCCUGAAACUAGACAUUUGGGAGUUUGGUUUAAUUACCCUUUUACCCGUUUUAUUCACUGUCAUCACUGAGAAUAAUGUAUGCCCUAGUUGAGACAAAGCUCAGCUGUUAAUUAGGGGUGUGAAAUGGCUUUGUGUGUGUGUGAAUGUGUUCCCCUCACUGAUUCUCUGAUCACUGUUUAUCCUUUAACCAUGAGUAGACUGGUCUUUGCUGUGACCUGUGAUUAGAGGGUUGUGAAUAAUUUUAAUCUCAGCAUUAAAUCUUCAGAUGAAUUAAAGGGCACCAAACUGCCAUUUUCCUCCCCUUUUAAGUUCUUCCCUUUAGGCCAGUGUAUGAGUUUCCAGAUUGAGGUAACAUAUAUGAAAUGGAAUCACCUGACCAGUAGAUACGGGUUCUAGCAGAAGACUCCUCCUGCUUCUCACGCACUCUAUGCAUCGUACUGCCAUGGCGACAGCGGUACUCCAAACACCACUGCUAGUCUCUCUCUAGUAUUCCCCCUUUCCGUUGGCAUGGCUACAGGACACUGACUCAUUUCCCCCUCCACACACACGGCACACGCACACACCUGCUUUUUUUGCCCAGUUAAAGGUGAGUUGGCGUAGCCAAAUGUCUCGCAUGCCGUCCCUGCAUGAUCUCCACGCUGGUGGGUUCAAAUCCCCGCCCUCCUCUAGGAGUAGCUUUAACCGUAAUGCAAUGUUCUUAUCUCUGUUACACUUCAGCACUUUUAUUCAAGCUGGUGAACAUUUAGGUUUGGCAUUUUAAUGUGUGGACUGUAAUUUGCUUUAACAAAUGAUUUCAACCAUUGUGUUCAUGUGAAGUUAUUUUAGUGCUAUAAUUUAUUUGCCUUUGUAUGAUUUCAAUUGUAGCCUAACUGUGAUGUAAGUGGAUUAAAAUGGCCAAAUUGUUCUUAA